AUGGCGUCCAAAUCAAACUCUCUGCGGGAUCGCCAGAUAGCCUCUCUUAAAAAGAUCCUCAACCUCAACGAAACCAUCGAGUCGAGCGAGACGGAAGAAGCCCAUGCCAACGGAUUGCUGGCCCCCGUUGCCCCGAUCCUCGACGCUGAAGGGAACCCCAUCUGGAAAGUCCUCGUCUUCGAUGACCUUGGUAGAGAUGUCAUCAGCAGUGUCAUGCGCGUCAGCGACUUGCGCUCUAUGGGAGUGACAAUGCACAUGCAUAUUGGCACUCCGCGAUAUCCCAUACCCGACGUCCCAGUCAUAUAUCUGCUCGAGCCGAAUGCGCGGAACCUGCAGCUCAUGACUGAAGAUUUACAAAAGGGACUGUACUCGCCGGCUUACGUCAACUUCCUGUCCUCUCUCCCUCGAGUCCUACUGGAAGAAUUCGCCACACAAACGGCUGAAGCAGGGACAUCGGACAAGAUUGCGCAGCUUUUUGACCAAUAUCUGAACUUUAUUGUUGCCGAGCCGGAUCUCUUCAGCUUGGGGAUGCAAAACGAGCACACAUAUUGGGCUCUCAACAGUGCAAAGACGAGCGAUGCCGAGCUGGACGCGGUGGUGGAUAGGAUUGUCAGUGGUCUUUUCAGCGUCGUGGUGACCAUGGGCGUCAUUCCAAUCAUUCGCUGCCCCAAAGGUGCCGCCGCGGAGAUGGUUGCGCAACGGCUCGACCGCAAACUCCGAGAUCAUAUUCUAAACUCAAAAGACAACCUAUUCUCCAACGCGCGACCUACAGCAGCCGGCACACCAAGCUCCAGGCCCGUACUUAUCCUCCUCGACCGCAACGUUGACUUGAUACCCAUGUUGUCGCAUUCAUGGACAUAUCAGUCUCUUGUCCACGAUGUUCUCUCUAUCAAACUUAACCGCAUCACAAUCGAGUCACCGGUUGACGAGAGCAACCCCGCCAGGGGCACAUCAAAGAAGGGUUACGACUUGACCGCCAACGACUUCUUUUGGAUCAAGAAUGCCGGCGUCCCGUUCCCACAGGUGGCAGAGGACAUCGACGCAGAAUUAACCAAGUAUAAGGAGGAGACUGCUGCCAUCACGAAGACGACGGGAGUGUCGAGCUUGGAAGACUUGCAAAACGAUACGAGUGCAAGCGCACAACAUCUCAAGGCCGCGAUAACAUUGUUGCCAGAGAUGCGGGAGCGUAAAAGCAUUCUGGACAUGCACAUGAACAUACUGGCGGCGUUAUUAUCUGGUAUCAAGGAUCGACAGCUGGACAACUACUUCCAGACGGAGGAAAACGUUAUGAAGCAAACAAAGGCUCAGAUUUUGGAAAUCAUCAAGGACGAGAACAAGGGCAACGAGCCUACAGACAAGCUACGGCUGUUUAUCAUUUGGUUCCUGAGCACGGAACAAGAAGUCGGGCGGGCCGAUUUCGAGUCGUUCGAGAAGGCUCUGGAAGCAGCGGGUGCAGAUGUUUCAUCCCUGUCCUACGUUCGACAGGUGCGGGCUACUACCAAGAUGACACAAUUGACCACGAUCAACAACAACUCCAACCAGCAGGCCGCCUCGUCCGACCUAUUUGGUCGAUUUUCCUCCAUUUCCUCCCGCUUGACAGACCGCCUCAAGGAGACUGGCGUCCCAUCUGGCCUAACAUCAAACUUUGAUUCUCUGAUUAGCGGAGUUAAGAACUUUUUACCAGCGGAUCGUGACCUCACGAUUACCAAGAUUGUCGAGUCUAUCAUGGAGCCCUCCACGGCCUCAUCUUCGGCGAUCGCCAAGACGGAGAACUACCUGUACUUUGAUCCUCGCUCUGCCAAUGCGCGAGGUACCGUGCCACCACCGAGCGCCGUCCGAUCAGGCGGGGCAGGAAGCGCACCGGGCGGCCUCCCGGGAUCGCAAGCUGGCCAAACAGCAAGCUUUGGACAACGACGGCAGGGCUUUAGUGAAGCAGUCGUCUUCACAGUUGGCGGCGGCAGCAUGGAGGAAUACGGAAACCUACACGAGUGGGUUAGCAGAACAAGCGGGGAUCGUGCCCGCAAGCGGGUAGUAUAUGGCAGCACGGAGAUGAUUAACGCUUCACAAUUUAUCAGCGAAGAGCUGGAAAGACUGGGCAAGGAGGUCUCAUCGUGA
Trichoderma aggressivum f. europaeum is the source of this 2115-nucleotide messenger RNA. RefSeq lists its product as uncharacterized. The transcript is spliced from 5 exons. Gene Ontology annotation, molecular function: syntaxin binding. Lineage: Eukaryota; Fungi; Ascomycota; Sordariomycetes; Hypocreales; Hypocreaceae. The record is from RefSeq and is a predicted model, not a curated record. Gene Ontology annotation, biological process: intracellular protein transport; endoplasmic reticulum to Golgi vesicle-mediated transport. Gene Ontology annotation, cellular component: cytosol; Golgi membrane. The coding region runs from base 1 to 2115 and encodes 704 amino acids.